AUGGCCCCUCCUUCUCUGUUGAUGCUACUGAUGGUGGUUGCCGUGGCAACUGUAGCCCGUUCAGCCAGCGAGGAGAAUGAACUGGAUUAUGGGUACUGGAACUACAGAGAGGGAGCGGACAGUGUGAAUGUGGCCGCAGUGCGCAGUGUGACCAGAGUUUUAGAUGCCUGGGGAAAACGCAUCUUCCGUGAGAUCAAGACUUUGCUGCACUCGGAGCCCAGCGCACUGCUGCCUGACUACUCCCGGGUGCGCCCUCUGUCCGAGUCCGUCAACGACCUGUUCAGAGAAGUCUCCCUGCUGCGCAAGCGCAUCACCGAGCUCUCCCAUCGCCUAGCAACCCUGGAACCGUUCCUCCGUCACCACGGCUACCGGGAGAUGGGGGAGGAGGAGGCGGUAGGCGGCCGGGCUCUGGCACCUCAGAGCCUG
Messenger RNA from Anoplopoma fimbria (sablefish), 426 nucleotides. RefSeq lists its product as uncharacterized. NCBI's taxonomy places the organism in Eukaryota, Metazoa, Chordata, Actinopteri, Perciformes, Anoplopomatidae. The record is from RefSeq and is a predicted model, not a curated record. The annotation marks the transcript as partial. The transcript is spliced from 3 exons.